UGUUCUUUCUUGGGUGUUCUUUUGUUUUUAUCAAUGACUGAGAUACAGUGUUGAUUGCCUGUCGGUGGGUGGGUUUUGUUUCUUAAUAAAAUUAAAUAUUAUCGAUCAAGGCUAAAGUUUGAUUGGGUUGAGGGAACCUAUAGAGGGAAAAAGAUCCCAAAAUGAAGCUUAUCGUGGGCGUAAUGGAAGCUAGAAACAUACCCGCCAUGGAUAUAAAUGGGUUCAGUGAUCCCUACGUGAAGCUUCAGCUUGGAAAACAGAGGUACAAAACCAAAGUGGUGAAGAAGACAUUGAAUCCGAUUUGGGGUGAGGAAUUUAGUUUCAAGGUGGAGGAUUUGAAUGAGGAGCUGCUAAUCUCUGUCUUGGACGAGGAUAAGUACUUCAAUGAUGAUUUUGUUGGGCACCUUAAAGUCCCCGUUUCCCAGGUUUUCGAUGCUCAUAACAAAUCUCUUGGCACCGCUUGGUAUGCACUUCACCCUAAGAACAAGAAGUUGAAGAACAAGGAUUGUGGUGAAAUACUUUUGAGUAUCUAUUUUUCCCUAAACAAUUUGAAUUUUAACGGUGAUCCUGCACCGACAUUUAGGAAGCAUGAAGACAUGGCUAGUAAUGAUCUUUCUAGGUCUUUUAGUGGUUCAUCGAACUCGUCUUCUCCGCCGAGACAAGAUGAUAAUAUGUCUUCCAAGGAAGAGAAAUCAUCUGCACAGAAAUCCCUAGCAGGUCGAAUCACUCAAAUGUUUAAUAGAAAUGUUGACACUGCUUCUACUACAUCCAGUAGGGGUACUGAUUUGACAGAGAUACCUGAAAUUUGGAGUGCUGAUAUUGUCGAUAACAAGUCUGAUGAUGAGUCAUCUUCUUUUGAGGAAGCGGUUGAAGCGCUGUGCUCGAGAGAUCAGGGGAGCGAAGUUCCAAGUAAUUUACCUGGAGGAGUGCUUCUAGACCAAUUGUAUGUGAUUGCACCGAAAGAACUAAACUCUCUGCUUUUCUCACCUGAUUCAAAUUUUCCUAGGUCAGUAGCAGAGUUGCAGGGAUCUACUGAUCUACAAUUUGGACCUUGGAAAUUUGAGAAUGGUGGUGAGAGCUUGCAAAGAAUUUAUUCGUACAUCAGGGCUCCGACCAAAUUAAUUAAAGCUGUGAAAGCCACCGAAGAGCACACAUAUAUAAAAGCUGAUGGGAAGACUUUUGCUGUUUUAUCAGUCGUGAGCACUCCCGAUGUUAUGUACGGGAGCACCUUCAAAACCGAAGUGCUGUACUGCAUUACUCCUGGGCCUGAGCUUCCAUCUGGAGAACAAUCGUCCCAUUUGGUGAUUUCAUGGAGAACGAACUUCUUGCAGAGCACCAUGAUGAAAGGUAUUAUAGAAAAUGGAACCCGACAGGGUUUAAGGGAAAGCUUUGAGCAUUUCACUACUCUACUGGAGCAGACUAUUAAGCCAGUUGAUCCAAAGGAUCUCGGGUUGAACAAAGAACAGCUUUUGGGAUCAUUGCAGGCUGAACCUCAGUCAGAUUGGAAGUUGGCAGUCCAGUACUUGGCUAAUUUUACCAUAGCUUCCACAGUUUUGAUGAGCUUAUAUGUAAUAGUCCAUAUCUGCCUAGUUGGACCUAGUACAAUUCAAGGACUCGAGUUCGUUGGGCUUGACUUGCCUGAUUCAAUUGGUGAAUUGAUUGUGUGUGCUGUUUUGGUUCUUCAAGGUGAAAGGGUGCUACAGUUAAUCUCACGCUAUGUCCAUGCCAGAGCACAGAAAGGGAGUGAUCAUGGAGUGAAAGCGCAAGGGGAUGGAUGGUUACUAACAGUUGCAUUGAUCGAGGGGAGUAAUUUAGCCGCUGUAGAUUCCAGCGGCUUUUGUGAUCCAUAUGUGGUGUUCACGUGCAAUGGGAAAACUAGAACCAGCUCAAUCAAGUACCAGAAAUCUGCACCCCAGUGGAAUGAAAUAUUUGAAUUCGAUGCUAUGAAAGAACCUCCUUCCGUAUUGGACGUAGAAGUUUUUGAUUUUGACGGGCCUUUUGAUGAACCUACAUCUUUGGGACGUGCUGAGGUUAAUUUUGUAAGAUCUAAUAUAUCUGAUCUAGCUGAUGUGUGGGUUCCUCUGCAAGGUAAGUUGGCUCAGGCAUGCCAGUCUAAGUUGCACUUGAGAAUUUUUGUGGAAAAUACGAGAGGUGGAAAUGUAGUUGCAGAGUACUUAAAAAAGAUGGAGAAAGAAGUGGGGAAGAAGAUAAAUGUGAGGUCCCCUCAAACAAAUUCAACCUUUCAGAAACUCUUCGGGCUUCCUCCAGAGGAAUUUCUCAUCAACGAUUUUACCUGUCAUUUGAAACGGAGAAUGCCUCUGCAGGGUCGCUUGUUUUUAUCACCAAGAAUAAUUGGGUUUCAUGCCAAUUUAUUCGGCCACCGGACAAAAUUCUUCUUCCUUUGGGAAGACAUUGAAGAUAUUCAAGUUUUCCCACCUACUCUGGCAUCAAUGGGCAGUCCAGUUAUUGUUGUGACUCUCCGUCCAGGAAGAGGAAUGGAUGCUAGACACGGUGCAAAGACUCAAGACGAGGAAGGCCGGCUAAAGUUUCAUUUUCAGUCUUUUGUAUCUUUCAACAUAGCUCAUCGAACAAUCAUGGCUUUAUGGAAAGCCAGAGCCUUGAGCCCAGAGCAGAAAGUGCAAAUAGCUGAAGAAGAGUCCGAGUCAAAAGGCCUCCAAUCUGAUGAAAGUGGAUCUUUCUUAGUCCUCGAGGACGUCUCUAUGUCUGAGGUUUAUUCGCGUUCUCUUCCUAUUCCCAUCGGUUUCGUCAUGGACUUAUUCAGUGGUGGUGAAUUGGAAUAUAAAGCUAUGAAGAGAGCCGGCGGUCUCAACUAUUCUUGCACUCCAUGGGAAUCAGAAAAGCCUGAUGUGUACGAGAGGCAAGUAUAUUACAGAUUCGAUAAGCAUGUAUCCGGCUAUAGAGGAGAGGUGACUAGUACGCAGCAGAAAUCCCUACUUCCCGACAAAAACGGCUGGCUUAUCGAAGAAGUUAUGACUCUCCACGGUGUUCCACUCGGGGACCAUUUCAAUCUUCACCUUAGAUACCAUAUCGAGGACUUACACUCAAGAGCAAAGGGAUGCCAGGUGCGAGUAUUUUUCGGAAUCGCGUGGUUGAAAAGCACAAAGCAUGAAAAACGGAUUGCCAAUAACAUCUUCUCGAAUCUAGAAGGUCGCCUGAAGGUGAUAUUUGGUGUCGUUGAGAAGGAAUAUACCUCAAGAUAGUAUGUGACUGGCAUUGCUGAUACAAUUUCCGAUUGACUGCAUUCUUUGGUUUGUUUUCUUCGGUGCGUAUUACGUUUGUGAAAAUUAGAUUUAUCCAGAUUUGCAGCACAGCUGUGAUCUGCACGAGUAUCUCACUCAAAGUUGAACCGAAACUUUUGCUCGAAAGCGAAUGCGAAAACUGCUGGUUGACAGCUUACUCGGCUUUAACUUGUUUUUAGAAUGUAGCAGAGUUUAAUGCUAGUAGCGACCGAAUCCCCUCGUCGAAGCAGCCUUUUAAAGUUACGGCCUUCAUAAAAUCUAGGUGUGUUAUGGCUGCUUUAACCAGAACCCGGCCGGAGAUACGCCUCCGUUGUUCUUUGAACUGUUUUUGUAAGAUUAUUGAUUAUCAUUGUAUUCUAAAAACCGGAACGGAAUUGCGAAGAGCAACCGAUAACUGUUGUUUAU
Molecule: messenger RNA, 3665 nt
Organism: Hibiscus syriacus
Lineage: Eukaryota; Viridiplantae; Streptophyta; Magnoliopsida; Malvales; Malvaceae
Product: C2 and GRAM domain-containing protein At1g03370-like
Exons: 9
Coding region: 162-3221 (1019 amino acids)
Source: RefSeq, a predicted model, not a curated record